Messenger RNA from Sclerotinia sclerotiorum 1980 UF-70, 333 nucleotides. RefSeq names its product 60S acidic ribosomal protein P1. Gene Ontology annotation, cellular component: cytosolic large ribosomal subunit; ribosome. The coding region runs from base 1 to 333 and encodes 110 amino acids. Gene Ontology annotation, molecular function: ribonucleoprotein complex binding; protein kinase activator activity; structural constituent of ribosome. NCBI's taxonomy places the organism in Eukaryota, Fungi, Ascomycota, Leotiomycetes, Helotiales, Sclerotiniaceae. The record is from RefSeq and is a predicted model, not a curated record. The transcript is spliced from 4 exons. Gene Ontology annotation, biological process: cytoplasmic translation; translational elongation.
AUGUCUAACGCAGAACUCGCCAGCUCCUACGCCGCGUUGAUCCUCGCCGAUGACGGUGUUGAUAUCACUGCCGACAAAUUGCAAACUCUCAUCAAGGCCGCCGGUAUUGAGGAUGUUGAGCCAAUCUGGACCUCAUUGUUCGCCAAGGCUCUCGAGGGAAAGGAUGUUAAGGACCUUUUGUUGAACGUCGGAUCCGGUGGUGGAGCCGCCCCAGCUGCUGCUGGUGCCGCUGCCAGUGGUGACGCCUCUGCCCCAGCUGAGGAGAAGAAGGAAGAGAAAGAAGAGGCCAAGGAGGAGUCAGACGAGGAUAUGGGUUUCGGUCUUUUCGACUAA